Molecule: messenger RNA, 1167 nt
Organism: Lodderomyces margitis
Lineage: Eukaryota; Fungi; Ascomycota; Pichiomycetes; Serinales; Debaryomycetaceae
Gene: PHO23
Product: Pho23p
Exons: 1
Coding region: 1-1167 (388 amino acids)
Biological process (GO): regulation of DNA-templated transcription
Cellular component (GO): Rpd3L complex; Rpd3L-Expanded complex; nucleus
Source: RefSeq, a predicted model, not a curated record
AUGAAGGAAACUAGAGAAUACAGAAGAAAGGAGAAGCAAGAACUCCAGGGAAUCAGUGAACUGAAAAAUCGACCUAGAACAAUUACUCAUCUUCAUGAAUUGUUACCAGGAUUAAAUGAUAUCAGUGAUGCCUUUGAAGCAUUGCCAUUAGAUAUAAUCAAAUAUUUCACUUUAUUGAAAGAAAUAGAUGCUAAAUGUAUCAACACAGUACCUCAGAUUAACCAUAGAAUUAAAACCUAUAUUGACAAUUUGCAUGUGACGAAUAGUGAAGGUGAAGAUAAAGUGAAGGCUCUUGAAAACAAGCAAAAACGGGAAAAUCAACAAUUAAAUGUAAUCAAGAACAAGAUUAAUGAAAUAAUCCCCUGUCUUGAAGAGAAAAUGCAUGUUACUUCAGUUGCCACUGACCUAUUGAAUAAACAUAUGCGUCGAAUAAAUCAAGAUUAUAAACUUAUAAUUCAGAAUAAUGAAAUCCCGGAGAAUAUACGCAUUGGUCCUUUAGUUCAUCCAGCAAUGAUUCUCGACUCAUCGCAUCCUGCCAAAGAUAACGCCAAUGGAGAAGGUGUUGGUAGUGGUGUAGGACAUGGAUAUGGGAAUAAUUCCACCACCGCACAAGCACAACGUAGUGAGACCAGAAGGGAAGCAUUGGCGGCUAGGAAAGCCAAUAAAGACGAUGAUAGGGAUAUUGGAAGUGGGUCCAAUGCAGGGAAGAAAAAACGGAGCAAAGAGCAGACCCCACUGGAUAGCGGGAAGAAUAAUGGAGGGAACAAUAAUGCUAACAGAGACAACAACAACAAUAGCAACAAUAAUGAUGGGUCCAAAAAGAGAAGAAACGACGAUCGAAGUUCAUCUUCGUUGAAAAAGAAGAAGAAAGCGACCGAGGAUGAUGAUAUGGAUGAUAAAAACGACAAAAUUGACUCUAAGAAAUCGCUUUCGUCUAAUAUUGAUAAACCGAAGGCAUCGGGAACUGGUGGUGGUAGCUCCAGUGGAUCGCAUGAACCUACUUAUUGUUAUUGUAAUCAAGUCUCAUUUGGUGAAAUGGUUGGGUGUGAUGGUGAUGAUUGCAAACGAGAGUGGUUUCAUUUGCCUUGUAUUGGUUUCAAGAAUCCACCAAAGGGGAAAUGGUAUUGUGACGAUUGUCUCAAGAAAAUGAAGGUGAAGAAUAUUUGA